CUUGUGCAAGAACGACCAUUUCCCAACCUAAGGUUUAGACUCAUUAUGAAUCAUCCUAUUCCGACAGCAGCGUAUCCACAAUCCGCCUGCCUGAGGGCCUGUCGAAUGAGAUACUUGAGUAGAUAUAAGACCUCAAUAACGAUGCUAGAGAGAAAUAGACACAUAUUAUCCAGGUGUUUACAAAGCUUCACCUGUUCCUGCCUUUUUUUACACAACACCUCGGCCUACCAUGAAAGCCUUUCGUUUCCUCGGCCCCGACAAAGGCCUUGUUCUCCAAGACGUCCCGAUCCCCUCUCCGGGCCCUAAACAGGCCCUCAUCCGCGUCAAAGCCGCCGGGCUCUGCCACUCCGACACUCAUGUCCUGCACGGCGGCGGCGCAGCAUGGAUGUGCGCCCUGCCCGUAACGUUGGGUCAUGAGGUCUCCGGUAUCAUUACCGAGCUAGGCAACUCUUCAACCACAUCAUUCAAAAUCGGCGACCGGGUUGCCGUAGCCUGCGUGGGCCAUCCAAUCCAAGAGAGAGAAUUUGAGGAAGCCCUCGGCAUCGGCUGCGACGGCGGGUACGCUGAAUAUGCACUUGCACCAGUCAAGAAUCUUGUCAAGAUACCGGAUCAGGUUGGCUUCGCUGAAGCUGCUGUAGCUACCGACUCCGUUGCAACUGCCUACCACGCCGUCGUCACUGAGGGCCGGGUAUGCGAAUUGCACACGGUUGCUGUCAUUGGUCUAGGUGGUCUAGGAUUGAACGGGCUGGCGAUUGCGGCUCACCGUGGUGCCAGGGUCUUUGGAGUCGAUAUCAACACGGACAAGUUUGAACACUGGGAAUGUGAACGGACGCCUGUACACCAUACCCCGACUGACAACUUUUGAAGACAUCAACAUCGUACUUAUACUUGGAGAGAAUGGAUCCAUGAAGCUUGUAAGGAGCCUGAGAUAGUCUACAGAGAAAUGAUUAAAAGAGAGUUGAGGACAUGGAUGCAUCAUGUCACCAACAGCCAAUCCUACAGCAGUUUCCCUAACCAACUUACGUUCUUGUGUCGCAAGGCAAGC
Messenger RNA from Colletotrichum phormii, 1045 nucleotides. RefSeq names its product chaperonin 10-like protein. The transcript has a single exon. NCBI's taxonomy places the organism in Eukaryota, Fungi, Ascomycota, Sordariomycetes, Glomerellales, Glomerellaceae. Bases 230 to 865 code for a protein of 211 amino acids. Gene Ontology annotation, molecular function: zinc ion binding; oxidoreductase activity. The record is from RefSeq and is a predicted model, not a curated record.